Molecule: messenger RNA, 3021 nt
Organism: Thunnus maccoyii (southern bluefin tuna)
Lineage: Eukaryota; Metazoa; Chordata; Actinopteri; Scombriformes; Scombridae
Gene: ap1m3
Product: adaptor related protein complex 1 subunit mu 3
Exons: 12
Coding region: 153-1424 (423 amino acids)
Biological process (GO): intracellular protein transport; vesicle-mediated transport
Cellular component (GO): clathrin-coated vesicle; clathrin adaptor complex
Molecular function (GO): clathrin-cargo adaptor activity
Source: RefSeq, a predicted model, not a curated record
AGCAGCGAGUUGCAGUGAAACGCAACGACUGAAGAGAGUGGAGGAGAGGAGGAAGGAGGAUGAUGGGAGCUAAUAUUAUUCCAUCUAAGUGACCCACAUCUUAACAGUACACCCAGAGAUAUUAUCUAAGCGAGGAUUUUUCUCCACUAAAGAUGUCUGCGUCGGCGAUAUUUAUCCUCGACCUGAAGGGAAAGGUCCUGAUCUGCCGUAACUACAUGGGGAACAUGGACAUGAAUGAGAUUGACCACUUCAUGCCCAUCCUGAUGAAGACAGAGGAAGAGGCUGAGAUGACACCACUGGUCACCCAUGGCUCCUCACACUUCCUGUGGAUCAAACACAGCAACCUUUACUUGGUGGCCAUGACUAAGAAGAACGCCAACGCUGCACUGGUGUACUCAUUCCUUUAUAAAAUUGUCCAGGUAUUUAAGGAGUACUUUAAGGAGCUUGAGGAGGAGAGUAUUCGUGACAACUUUGUGACAGUGUACGAGCUGAUGGAUGAAGUGAUGGACUUUGGUUUCCCUCAGACAACGGACAGCAAGAUCCUACAAGAGUACAUCACCCAACAGGGUCAUAAAUUAGAGGUCGGGGCUAUUCGACCUCCUGCCACUGUCACCAACGCUGUGUCAUGGCGGUCAGAGGGCAUCAAGUACAGGAAGAAUGAGGUUUUCAUGGAUGUCAUCGAGUCAGUAAAUCUACUGGUGAGUGCCAAUGGCAGUGUCCUGCGCAGUGAAAUCGUGGGUAGCAUUAAGCUCAAAGUGGUCCUGUCAGGGAUGCCUGAACUCAGACUGGGCCUCAACGACAAAGUGCUGUUUGAAAUCACAGGCAGAGAGAAGAGUAAGACAGUGGAGCUGGAGGAUGUGAAGUUUCAUCAGUGUGUCCGUCUGUCACGCUUCGAGAACGACCGCACCAUCUCUUUCAUCCCCCCCGACGGCGAGAGCGAGCUCAUGUCCUACCGCCUCAACACUACAGUGAAGCCUCUCAUAUGGAUCGAGAGCGUGAUUGAGAAGUUCUCUCACAGUCGUGUGGAGAUCAAGGUGAAGGCUCGGAGUCAGUUUAAGAGCCGGUCCACUGCCAACAAUGUGUCCAUUCUAGUGCCAGUGCCCAGUGAUGCUGACUCACCCAAGUUCAAGACCAGCACGGGCAGCGCCAAGUGGGUGCCCGAGAAGAGCGUGGUGCAGUGGAACAUCAAGUCUUUCCCUGGUGGUAAGGAGUACAUGAUGCGGGCACACUUUGGGCUACCCAGUGUGGAGAGUGAUGAGCUCGAGGGAAAGAGACCAAUCACAGUUAACUUUGAGAUACCAUAUUUCACUGUGUCUGGGAUUCAGGUACGCUACCUGAAAAUCAUAGAGAAGAGUGGUUACCAGGCAUUGCCGUGGGUGCGCUACAUCACACAAAGUGGAGAUUACCAGCUCCGGACAAACUAAAGGGCGCAGAUGCUGCUAGACGAAUGGAUAUUUUCUCUUCUGUCUGUCUUCCCCUCCUCUCCUCGCUCCUCUCUGUUUCUCCCCGUCUGCACGGGACAGCAGAGGACAAGCGCAGGAGGACACAAGAAAUUUCCCCCCUCUCAGAACAGAAACAAGACAUUAUCCCUUUCUCCAAGACACGCUCACCUCUAACGGGAAAGGCUUUUACAUCACCUCUGACUUUUUUUUUUUUUUUUUUAAGCGUUCCUCAGGACUCCAGCAUAACGUUUUAAUAUGUGAAUAAUGAACUGAUAACUUCAUGAUACUGUCUGCUUUUGGCAAGCUCUCAUUUUCUCACUUUAAAUGCAAUAUCUCUCGAGGUUAAUUUAGAGCAGAAUUUGGGGAACAAAACAUCAUUUUAAAAUCUCAUUUUCCUUGAACUAUUCAGAUAUAACAUUUGAAGCAUCAUCUAUUUUGGGUACUCAGCUUGUCCAAUAAGUUGUGUGACUUUCUUAUGUGUAACAUGUAAACCAACAUAUUUUACAGUUUAGUGCCAAUAUACAGUAACUGUGAUGGGUCAAUGUCAGUUUUUAUUUCUCAAGAGGACAUAAUAUUGCACACACAAAACCGUAAUUUUCUCAAAUUUGGCAAAACCAAUUUUUCUAAACCACUACACCACAUCUCUACACAUCCGUCAACUUAUGUAACUAAGAGGGAUCUUAGUCUUUAUAGGUAUUGUCCUUAAUAUCCACUUCAUUAUAUGUAUACAUUUUAACUUAGCUGAUCCUCAUCCCUCUCAAAGGCAUAUGUUUUACUGGAACCUCUAUAUUGUACGGUCAUUGCCUUAAAAAAUUGCCUAUGUAUCAUUACCUUUAGCACUGUGAACAUAAUCCCCAGUGCACUGAAACUAACACGAGCGACCAGAUCAAUGAUUAAUAAGGCACAAUAUUGUCUGAGGCGUUGGCAGUGUAACAUAAUACCGUCGACACACUCUCAUGGGGCCUGUAACCUUGUCCUUGUGCUCGAAAUCAGCUUGCAGCUUUGAGGCAGAGACUGAAGGAAUGAGCACGGUACAGAAUAUUUUGUCAUAUUUUUCCCUGUUGUUUAUACUGUACUUGUUAGUCCCCUGUGGAAAAUGCUUCAAAGGACAAGAAAAGACGGUUGAGGAGGGGGGGGGGGGGAGGUGAGAUAGGACAAAGGUAAAAUAACCUGAAGGGAUUUCUUUGCAGAAUCUGUGAAUAUUGACAAUAUGUUGACGUAGUUGUUUUUCCCUGACUCUUUAUUUUUUAUAUGUCGACCUCUGCAGGCCUCUAUACUUCUUCAAAGCAGUUUAUGGUGUAAUUCAUUCCCUCUCUUGUGCGUGCAUUGCACCACUCACACAUCAGUUCAGCUGCAUUGCCAAUAGCACAGACGAGAGUUGAUUUAUUGCAUCUCUGCUGUUAAAUACAUAACUCUCUAUUACAAUCAUUCCAUUAUCUUGUGUGGGGACAUAUUUCGAACACCAAUGAGGUUUUUAAUAAUUCUGUGUUAUCAUGUGUUUUCAUUAAUUUAUCAACUACUGUUUGUCUAUAGGAAGCAAAGGGAUAUAUUUGGAAAUAAAAACAUGUUUUGUAUCUUG